Aspergillus caelatus is the source of this 3162-nucleotide messenger RNA. RefSeq lists its product as uncharacterized. Lineage: Eukaryota; Fungi; Ascomycota; Eurotiomycetes; Eurotiales; Aspergillaceae. The coding region runs from base 48 to 2999 and encodes 983 amino acids. The transcript is spliced from 8 exons. The record is from RefSeq and is a predicted model, not a curated record.
GUUGCUGCUCUAUUUAUUAUGAGAUGAACAUCAUAUAAUUCCCCAAAAUGGCGUCUAUGUGGAAGAAGACCCAAGCUAAGCUAGGUCUGAAUCUUCCCAUAGUGCUGCUGAUGUUCAAAGGUGCAAUUGCACCGACAAUUGGACUCGCAAUAUAUCAGAGUGACGCUGUGGCAAAGCAGUUUUCUACCAUUGGCUAUCUCAUUCCCAUCAUGUCUAUUCUCACGAUUCCAGUCGCGCCACGAGCCCGGUUCUUCCAAAAUCUUAUAGUGAGCAUGCUUUUGGUGGGGUUCGCAGUCGCAUUAUCUUUCUUAUCAAUGUGGUGUGCCAUCCGUGCACGCAAAAACACAACUCAUAUACCUCAGGGAGGCAACGGCGCAGGUCCGGUUACUGGUGCUCCUGUAAGCCCGUAUAAUGCCGCUGCGAGUGUUAACAUGGCGAUCUGGUUCUCAUUCGAAGUGUGGCUGGCAAAUACGUUCCGUGCUUUUCGACCGCAGUACUUCAUUCCGUCAAUAAUAUUUUCCAUUUUUAUCCAGGUGACUGCGACCUAUGGAACUCAGUUCGAAACGAUGGAUGAAGCUGGAUCUUUAAUCAAACACUUGAUGGGGUCAUUUUUUGCGGGAUUUGGACUAUCAGCAGCAGUCAAUGUGUUGAUUAUUCCACUCACAUCUCGAAAGAUUGUUAGUAUGUACAUAGUGGAGAAUUUCGAUGCGAUUCAACGAACACUGGAUGCCCAGCGUGAAUUUGCGCAAUCCCUAUCCUCGCGUUGUUGGCCUUCUGUCCAUGGUACCUAUGAUAUCACCCAGCAGGAGACUACACCUUUAUGGCCUGAAGCAAACUCUCUGAAAGAGGCAACCACCCAAGCUACCAAAGCCCUUGGAAAGAUAAUAUCGGAAUUGCGCUUUGCAAAACGUGAGGUUGGUUGGGAUUACCUAGGGCCAAAGGAACUAGUGAAAAUCACUCGCUUAUCGAAGAAAAUAUUGGGCUCAAUGCUGUGGAUGGAGUCAUUUGUCGAGGUCAGCAGACGUAUCCCUCGUGUUGUGACCGAGUUGGACAGCAUUCCUCAUGAAGAGGAGCAGCAGAUGUGGUCUUGGGUAUUUGAGAGGAGGCGCGGCCCCACCGAACAACUUAUCCAAGCCAUGAAAGAAAGUCUAGACGACUCUGUGUACGUUCUUCGCUUCCGCAAAGCGCCAACUGUAUCUCAAUCGGAUAUUGAAAACAAUAGAGAUCACACGAGCACACACUUAGAAGAGAUGAUUGAAUAUUUCCUUCGAGGGCAGCAGGAUACCUUAGAGAUGUGGCUCUCAUGGACAGGCAUGCAUCAGCCUUCUGAAAUACUUACGGGAGUAGAUUCUGAGCGACGUGAACGGUAUCGGCUCCAGCUCUACUUUCUCCUUGAUUUAGAAUCUUCGCUCCUUUCAACUGCGAGAAGAAUCCUAGACCUGGUGAAAUAUGCGCAUUUGAAGGUGGACGAUGGAACCAUGAAUAAAAAACGGCUGGUGCUGCCAACGAGGAAGGAAUUAAAAAAAUGGUUCUGGGCGUCAUUUUCUAGGGAAGACCGAGAAUUGGACUAUUAUCAGUACAGCAGAAGAUCUGGAACUGUUAGGAUCUGCCUGGAUGAUGUCCUACAGACAGGCACACAUCCGGAACACGUCCUCCCGCAAAGCACGUGGGAGAAGAUUGGCGAUAAUGUUCGGAGAGGCUUUCGCUUCUUCGGUUCACCUGAGUCCGUGUUUGGUUUUCGAGUAGCGGUGGCUACCAUGGCUGUUUCAGUCGUUGGGUUUCUCAGAAACUCACAACACUUUUACAUCCAGCAACGCCUCAUCUGGGGUUCGAUCAUGAUUGCAAUUAGCAUGACAUCGACUGUGGGGUCAGCUAUGUAUGGACAAUCAAUGCGGCUCCUUGGGACAUUUAUUGGAAUGGUGUUGUCGUAUAUUGACUGGUACAUAGUCGACCGACAGCCAGCAGGCGUCCUUGUCUUCGUUGGGAUCAGCAUGUUCUUGUCCUACUACCCAUUAAUUAAGUUUCCCACUCACUCUGUGCCGCCUAUAGUCGAAAUGGUCACCGUUAUGUUAAUUGUGGGCUAUGCACUUCAGGUAAAGAAAGUUGGGGUCAUCUUCUCUGAGUCCAACGGGCAAGCAUAUCACGCUCUAUAUGUACUGUCACCUUAUCGACUCGCUACUGUUGUGGGUGGCAUCGGGGUUGCUUUUCUGUUCACGUAUUUCCCCUCUGUGACCACCGUCAAAAGCUGCUUCAGACGAGAUCUUGCGUCCUUUCUAUACCUUCUCGCACAUUACUACAGCUCCGUGUACACGACACUCUCCAUAUCAGUCAGAGGUCUGGCUGGAGAUCAUAGCGACAAUAAGAGUCUUGGGAGAAUCCUUGAAAGAGCUCGCGCUCGUGUACUUGCCAAGGAAAUUGUUCUUCUUCAGGGAAUGGAACAACACACGUGGUUCUUUGCCUGGGAACCUACGAUUGGGGGAAAAUUCCCCAGGGAUGCCUACGAGAAAUUGGUUGAGCAUGCGCGAAACGUACUUCAAUUUUCGGCAACGUUAGUCGAAAUCACUGAUUCAUUCCAUUCUACUGGCACGAUGCUCUCAGACUCGUGGGCAGAAGAGAUCAGACAGCUCCUAACUUCACUGGACGUAAGGUCCCAUGAAGUGACGUCUUUUCUCACUACACUAUCAGGUGCCAUCAAAACCGGGAACCCAUUGCCUCUUUACCUUAAGACGCCCAAACUUCGUCUGCCUACUGAGCUACUGGCUGCUGCUGCUGCUGCUCCCGACGCGAACCUUCUUAGUGAAGAACAUUUCAGCCAGCCGGCCUUUUCAGUUAUUGCUUCGAUGGAGAUUACCAUGAUGGCCCUGGAAGAUGAUCUAUCUCAACUAUUAUCCGGGACGAAAGAGAUUGUGGGAGAGUUGAACUUGUUGACAGAUAUUGUCCGCAGAAAAGACUUGCCUGCUAAUAUGGAUUCAAUCAUGGCAACGGAAAAAAGAGAUUGACUCUUGUAUCUCCAUUUCUUGCUUCCAGUGCUUGCUGACUACUUUUCUGACGCCAUAAUAUAGCCCGCCACAGUAGAGAUGGCACCGACUCAAUUGUUAUCGUUGCAUCUCUGCAGCCUUGCAGUUCGGGCCAUGUAUUGAUCAACUCAAGAUGGUAUUCUUC